This is a messenger RNA of Exophiala bonariae, 1005 nucleotides long. RefSeq lists its product as uncharacterized. Bases 1 to 1005 code for a protein of 334 amino acids. Gene Ontology annotation, biological process: regulation of DNA-templated transcription. Lineage: Eukaryota; Fungi; Ascomycota; Eurotiomycetes; Chaetothyriales; Herpotrichiellaceae. Gene Ontology annotation, molecular function: zinc ion binding; DNA-binding transcription factor activity, RNA polymerase II-specific. The transcript has a single exon. The record is from RefSeq and is a predicted model, not a curated record.
AUGAAGCAGCAAACGAUUCCCUGCGGAGAAUGUCGAGCGAGGCGAAGGAAAUGUGAUCGUAAAAGACCGAUAUGCUCGGGCUGUCUUCAGAAAACACUCCCAUGCCAGUAUGAGUCCGAUGAUCACCAUGCUGCGCAACAAGGCAGCCCGCCACCAGCCGUGUCGGAUUUUGGGGCCGAGCAUUUGCCGUCCACCAGAUCGUCCAGUUUGUUUCGGUCCGAAGAAGAGGAGACGGACGAGGCUUUCCGUACAUACAUCAAUGACCUGAACGCGACAUCGACCAAUUCCAGUCCACGGGCAGCAAACUCAGAGACGAUCGACGUUGACGCCGAUACUGCGAGAAUAUCUGAAUCGCAACACCUAGGUGACUGUGGCGAUGCAGGGGAAUCGCGGAUACGUCCCGAACCGAGGUCUCCCCAUGUUGUAGGAUCGGCUACAACCUCAAGCCCAUGCAAGAGGACCCAAUCCCACACCGUGGUCACCGAACAAGCCGCGCUCGAGAACUUGGGAAUGCAUCAUGAUGCCGACACGUCCCAACCGGCAGCCUUGGAGGGUCGAUUGCCGCGCCAGAGGAGUGUGCCGGUCAACGAGUCAUUGACCCCUGGUACCAAGAAACGGAAACGGGAAACCACAGAACCGGAGGGUGGCAAUGACGAUCCUGACACGCGCGAGUAUCUAUCGACCACCACAAAGUUCAUGUCCGAACUCCGAUAUCUGCGUAGACAAACGAAAAAAUUGGCGGAAUUGAAGGAGAAGAACAAGGAAUUGCAGGAGAGCUUCAAGAAAGUGAGUGAAGAAUGCAAGAAGUUGAAAGGGAAGAACAAAAAAUUGAACACCGAUUACAAGACAUCAGAGGAAAAGAUCCAGAAAUUGAACGAUGACCAUAAGAAGUCAGAGGCAAUUGCCAAGGGCGUGAAUGAAGAUUACAAGAAAUCGCUGGAAGACAUCAAGAAAUUGAAAGAGAAGAUGAAUCUCUGGGCAAACUUGGUACAGACCAGCAUGUGA